This is a messenger RNA of Drosophila willistoni, 7558 nucleotides long. It is a transcript of the gene mim, whose product is annotated as protein MTSS 2. Bases 957 to 6929 code for a protein of 1990 amino acids. The transcript is spliced from 19 exons. Gene Ontology annotation, molecular function: actin binding; phospholipid binding. Gene Ontology annotation, biological process: cell projection assembly; plasma membrane organization. The record is from RefSeq and is a predicted model, not a curated record. NCBI's taxonomy places the organism in Eukaryota, Metazoa, Arthropoda, Insecta, Diptera, Drosophilidae. Gene Ontology annotation, cellular component: cytoplasmic side of plasma membrane; actin cytoskeleton.
UUGUUAUUGUUGUUUUUGUUUUCGAGCAGUACAGACGUGUCGCGGAAAUUCGUUUUUCCGGUCGAGAGAGAGAAAGAGAGGAAAAAAAUUGCAUUUUUCUUACCAUCUUUUUUCGGUUGCAAUUCUUCUGUGUUGUGUUCGUGUGUUGUAUCAGUUUUUGUUCUUUUUUCGGCGAAAAAUUAAAGAAAUCGUCUAAUUGCUGUGCUUAUAAGUGAGAAAGAAAAAGAAAAAAACGAAGCAAAUAACAGUAAAUCCAUUUCAAAAUUUAUAACUGUUGUUUGGUCGUUAGAAAGCAGCGCGAAUAAAGGAAGAAAAAUAAAAUUCAGUGCAAAAGCAAAAAAAAAGUGUCAAAAAAAAAGCGUCUGUGUCUGCCAGGCAAAUGCAAAUGUAUGUGUGAGUGUAGAACAACAACAACAUCAAAACCAACAGGAACAACAGCAAAAGGAGGCAGGAGCCCAGAGACAGGAUCAACAUUUGCCGCCGUUCAGGGUUGAUUGUUUGAACAAAGCCCAACAACUUCCACACACACACACACACAAACACACCGACAUACACACACACAUAGACGAUAAGGAGUUGGGCAAAGGUAGAGUCAUGCAGCAAGGGCAAAGGGGAGGAAAUUGUGCUGCUGCUGCUGCUUCUGCUGCUUAAUUGUUUGCAGUCACAUCUCCCAACAGAAAAACAACAACAAACGAUUGCAUUUAAACAUAUUUUGCCUCAGCUUUUGCCGUCUCCAUCGUCGCUGUUCGCUGCUUGAAAAGUGCAUUUUUCCCCUCCAUGAUGAAAACUAAGAUGUCGAUUAAACGCAAGAAAUUUGAAAAUCAAGUCUAUUAAUGAAAACAUCAACAAAAAAAGAGAUAGAGUCUAUAACGAAAAAAAAGGAACGAGAAAAUUUUUGUCUAGAACGAACGAAUAAGAAAUAAUUGAAAACGGAAUUUCAUAGCAAACACACAAAAAUGGAUCUAAGUCUGGAACGAGAUAGUUCUGCCUUGGGCAGUCUCUUUCAACAGAUUAUCAAUGAUAUGAAGAAUACUUCACCACUUUGGGAGGAUUUUGUGGCAAAGGCCAGCAAGUUGCACACAUGUUUACGAGCUGCCAUUCAGGCAAUUGCCGCCUAUUUGGAUGCCUUCCAAAAGAUUGCCGAUGCGGCCACCAAUUCAAGAGGUGCAUCAAAGGAAAUUGGCACAGCCCUGACGCGCGUCUGUCUGCGUCACAAGGCGGUCGAGACACGUUUAAAGACCUUCACUAGCGCCAUUAUGGACUGUUUGGUACAACCGUUGCAGGAUAAAAUUGAAGAUUGGAAACGUACAGUGGCCACCAUCGAUAAGGAUCAUGCCAAAGAGUAUAAACGUUGCCGCAGUGAGCUCAAAAAACGUUCCAGCGAUACAUUGCGUCUGCAAAAGAAGGCUCGCAAGGGUCAAACCGAUGGCCUACAAUCUCUGAUGGACUCUCACAUGCAAGAUGUGACAUUGCGGCGAGCCGAACUCGAGGAGGUUGAAAAGAAGUCACUUCGUUCGGCCAUGGUGGAGGAGCGUUUACGUUAUUGCAGUUUUGUGCAUAUGUUGCAGCCGGUGGUCCACGAAGAAUGUGAAGUUAUGUCCGAAUUGGGUCAUCUACAGGAAGCCAUGCAAUCUAUUGCAUUGGUAACCAAGGAGCCGAAUGUUCUGCCGCAGGCCUCCGAGGAGCUUAUACAUGAUGCCAAGGCCAGCAUUAAUCUAUAUCCAGAAUCACCAGGCGGUGGUUCGGGUUCCCAGGGUGGCGGUUGCUCCAAUUCCUUGGGUUCACGUAAAAGUUCCGUUUGCUCCAUUAGCAGUAUGAAUAGCAGCGGUUCAAGCAAUUCACCUGGUCAUCAUCACUAUCAACGCUCUCUGUCGCAGUUUGUAACGCCCGCAAUUCGCUUGAAACCUGGUGAAUCCAGUGAUAGUGGCUUUUGCUCAUCGCCAGCUCUAACAACACAGGCCUCGACUUCAACUAAUCAGACACAUGCCGUUUCCACUUGGCCACCACAUUCCCAGGACGUUGUGGACACUCUACCACCCACAGCAGAUCGUCCACAUACCAUUUCCACGGCCUAUGAGAAGGGACAUCAACGUCCGCCAUUGACUGUCUAUACAUUUCAAAAUCCAGAGACCAUACAUGAAUCGAGCGGUAGUGGUAAUAUGGUGGCUACCAAUGGUGGUAGUAAUGGUAAUAAUGGAAAUGGUGGCAAUGGAUCUGGUCAAAAUACACCAGCAACUCAGAAGUCUCCAGCUGCAACUCUAAGUCGGCCUCCUUUGCCUGUUAAGCCCGCCCAUGUGCGCUGCUCCUCAUUGGAACGUCCUCUGUCUGCGCAGAGUAAUCAUCGACAGGGUAGUGGCAACUUGUUGCAACGUCAGUGCCCCUCGCCCAUACCAGCUCAUAUCACUAAAGAGCUGUCCGCAGCCCAUCAUGCACAGCAGCAGCAGCAGCAACAAUCACAACAGCAGCAGCAGCAAUCACAACAACAGCAGCAGCAGACGGUACCGCCCACUUAUGUUAACAUGUCCGAGUUGGCCAACAUGGCAGCUUUAAAACUAACGAACCAACAACAACAACAGCAACAGCAGCAGCAGCAACAACAACAACCAGCAGCAAAGCCAUCGCCACCGCCUCUGCAGCAACAGAGUUCCAUAGAUUCUAUAGGCUCGCAGCAUUCCAAUGAUUCAUCAUCGGGCCAAUUGCACCACCAACAGCAGCAGCACCACCACAAUCACCAACACCACAACCAACACAAUCCAUCAUUACAAUUAGCCAGCACACGCUCCCAUUCCAUAUCCUCGUCGGUGUCCUCGAAUUCGCAUCCUUCGAUCGACUCUGCUGUGGCUGCUUCGCUUAUGGGUCAUCAUAAUGCCACCAAUAGCAACACUACCACCACCACAACACCGUCCAGUGGCAGCUCAACGCCACAGAAUCACUAUUCCCCACUGUUAACUCAAUCACCCACAUCCACUGCUGCAGGUACACCCUCGGCUGCCAGUAGCACGGGCCUGGGUUUUGUCUAUCAGGUGAAUUCCCCGACACCGCCCACCAGUGAGAUUCUAAAGAUCACCGAGCAAUCGGCUGGAUCAGUCGACGGAGGGGAAACGGCAACCACAGAGACUGACGAAAGAUCGCGUGCCUCCGUCUUGCAAAAGGCUUCAAUGUUUGAAAAAGCAGCGGCAGCGGCAACAUCGCCACCUCUGCCUGUUGGCCCUAUUGCCGGUUCGGUGGCCCCCAAUGGCGGUAGACGUUCCGAGGAGAUGCGAGCAGCCGAACAACAGGAAAUGGACAAAUCUUUCGAAGAUUCAAUACAAGCACUAAAUAAUUUAAUUGGCGAAUUAGACUCGUUUCAACGUGAGAUCGAUGAGGGCAAGGGCAAGCACAACAACAGCGCCAGCAGCAACAGUAACAACAACAACAAUAGUAACAACAAUGGCAGUCUGAGCAGCAGUGAUAACAACAACAUAUUGGCCACCAGCAACAUUGAUCUCUGCGCCAUUAGCAAUCAAACAAAUUCCAGCGGCUGUGGCACCGAUAUAUCCGAUACCAAUUCCGAUGAACAUCUCCAGCAACAUCAUGAUCAUCGUGAGCAACACGAUGCCAGCGAUUCGGAGCUGAGUCGUUGCUAUGUGAGCGAGACGAGUUCGCUGACCGCUGGCUAUGAGAAUCCCACAUUUGCCCAUUUAUCCCGCGAAGAUCAUCCAUAUAACAAUGGCAGCGUCGGAACGGGCUAUGCGGGAGCCUCGGAUACCAUAUCGUUGUGUGCCUCAUCGGAUAGCGUGUGUCUGGGUCAGCCGCGACAUGCCUAUGUGGAUACUUGCAGUGAUAGCGGUAGCGCUGUGGUUGUGAUCUAUGAUCAUCAAAUCCCUAACACACCGGAUGUGGAAUUUGUUAAACAGAAUUCCGAAAUAGUUGUCUUACGCACAAAAGAUCCACAAUCGCAAUUGCAAAUGCACGAGAUGCGUGAAUUGCAGCAAUUGCCAACGAAUCUAGCCGGUUCACCAGAAUCAUCGCCAGAUUCAACAAAACCAUCCAUGCAGCCGCCGACAGCAACUGUGGCGCCCGCUAAGCAGCGACUCUCCUCGUUUCGUGCAUCCAGUGAGCAGCAGUUGCAGUUACUUGGACGCAGUAGUCCGCAAAGAGGUAAAGAUAAGGUUAAAGAUCAACAGCCAGGGACAAUAGACGAACCAACGGUGAAACGUACCACAUUGCCACCAAAACCAACCAGCCUUAGCAUUUUCAAUGGUCCUACUCCUCCUCCAACAAGUGAUAAACCUUUAAUACCAAGAAAAUCGGAUUUUAAAGCCGAUUUAGAUGCAAAAAUACGCCGGCAAAAGCUAAAAGUUCAACAGCAAUUGCAACAGAAGCAGCAGCAACAGCAGCAAGAACAACUACCACAGCAACUAUUACAACAACAUCAGCAACAAGCAACAACACACUCACCACAGUCGCCCCCAACAGCAAGAAACUGUAAUGUCACUAAUCAAGCAGCCGUUGUUAUAACAUCCUCAUCAUCCAUACCAUCAACCACAACAUUAUUGAACUCAAAUCCAAAUCAUAGAAUGCCAAACAUAACAGCAACAUUUAACCAUAAGACGCCCACAACAACAUCUGAACCACCACCACCAUCAUCAUCAUCAUCAUCUUCUACAUCAAUAUCAUCAUCAUCAAUAUCUCCAUCAGUCAAUGCUCUUGCCCCCGCUGUGCCCGCCAGACCACCUCAGCCACAACCUCAAACUCAGCCACUUUCAACUCCACCAAUACCAAUACCAUCCCAAGCCAAGCCGUGUAUUACGCCCAGGCCGGCCUCGUUGUCGUCUUCGUUGGGAGGAGGAGGCGGAGGAGCAAUGGGCGGUGGUUCAACGCGCAUAGCACGACGAUCAUCCAUCAAUCAGGCAAAACCACCGCCACCAGUUAGACGCAGUUCAUCAGUCACACCCAGUCCCAAUGCCACCAUGGGGCCACCACCAACAAAUCUUCACUAUCAGCAACAAGCACAGCUAAGCAGCUCCAGUGAGCAUCUGCCGCCACCACCAGCAUUUAUGUUGGAUGCUCAUCAUAAUAUAACACCGCCAAUGCCAAUGAUGCCACCGUUAGCUUUGCCUUCGCCACCAACAAGUAUGCCCAGUUCAGCAUUGAAAGUAUCGGAAACUGUAAGAGCAUUGGCGGCCAUGAGGCAUCAGCCAGCUUCGCCAGUGGCUUUGAGGCGCAUGCAACAACAACAACAACAGCAGCAACAUCAUCCGCAGCAGCCGCAACAACCUCAACAGCCUUUCAUUCAGUCCCUGCACAACUUUUCCCCGUCAAACGAUGAAACCACCGACUAUGAAGCUUACUAUAAUUCCUAUAUGGAGCUGCAUGCCUAUGCAGAGGCUGUGAAUCAAGGUCAAAAGCCAUACAACGGACAACAGCAGCAAACGCAAUUGCAUCCGCCUCCGCAUCAUAAUCAUCAGCAACCUUUGUCGCCUACACCGCCGCCCUAUCAUGCCCCACCACAGGCAGAUGCACCUUCGUUCCGCACAUCAUCACCCGCCUCGGGAGGCAACAAUGGCGGCGGCAUUUAUGCUCAACCCAAACUGGUCAAUAGCAUGUCCAGUUUUCGCACUAGCAGUCCAAGUCCAAAUGGACAUGCGGCAGCAGCAGCGGCUCACCCACUGCCACCGACACAGCCCAAGGCAAAUCCGAAUCUAAUUGCACAGCUCAAUGCACGACUCAACAGUAAUAAGCAACAUACUACUGAUGGUGGAGGAGGAAUCUAUGGUAACCACCAGCAGCAGCAACAACAACACCAACAGCAGCAGCAGCAAUCUGGAGGAGUUGUGGGCGAUUCAAUUUAUAUGCGCAGUGGCGGAAUGUCGCAUUUGCCACAGCAGCAACACUUUGACGCAGCUGCCCAAGUCUCAAGCCUGCGACAGGCCCCACAGCAACAUCCCCAUCAACAACAACAACAACAGCAGCAGCAGCAACAACAACAUUAUACUUGCCCACCACCUCUAGAAGAUCCACCACCACCGCCCAUUUAUUCGGCUGGCUCUUCGGCCACUAUGCCCAAGAAAAUGCCACGUGCUGCCCAUGCUGGACAGAAUGCUUCACAUAUGAUGAGCGCCUAUGCUGCCUCUGGGUCUGGAUCGACAGCAACAUUGCCAAAGAAUAUCAUACAACAGCAACGAUUACAACAACAGCAGCAACAGCAGCAGCAGCAGCAAUAUCAACAGCCACAAGGUAUAGGCAAUGGCAAUGGACAUCCUAAUCAGCGUCCACAAUUGCCAUUACCGCAACAGCAACAGAAACUGCGAGCUGCACAACAGCAGCAACAUUUGAUGGACCAACAACGGCAACCGCCCAUACCCUCACGUCAUUCCAGUGUGCAGCAAAAGAUAUUCGUCUCAACGAAUCCAUUUAUACAGACAACAGCCGUCAAGUUUCAUUCGCCUUCGGCCUCGCCCACUUGUGGCUCACCGGUAACUGGAUCCUCUUUGGCUAGCAUUUAUGCCACAACCGCGCGUGGUAGCCAUCAUCAUCAACAGCAGCAACAACAGCAACUACAACAACAACUUCAACAACAACAACAACAGCAUUAUUAUCGCGAUGUUGCUGGGGGCAAUAGCAAUGGCUACAACAAUCACAAUGUCCAUGCCCACACCCACAAUGUCCAUGCCCAUCAUCCAAACUAUGCCACAAAUAGCACAAAUAUUGAAAAGACUGGCAGUAUAAGGGCCAAAACAAAGGCUGAAUUCCUUGAGAAUCUCAAUGCUAAAUUGGCCAAGCAAGGCAUGUCUGGACGUGCAUUUGCCGUACGUAAUCUCAUCAAUAGUAAGGCCUUGCCGGAUCCUCGUAUUUGUCAUGAGUCGCUGAUGGAUCAAAUAAAACGCGGAGCCCCCUUGAAACGUAAUCAGAAGAUUAAUGAUCGCAGUGCUCCAAAAAUACAUUAAAUUGAUGGUCCCACUCUAAUCCCCCAAUCUACCUUAUACUAAAUUGAAUAAGCUUAAACAUUUAUUUAUUAAUAUUAACCAAAUAAAAAUAAUAAUCGAAUGAGGCGUAAAGAGCCAAUAACAGCUGCUCGAUUGCAGUUGUCGGAAGGCAAAGAUUUAUAAAGAGUUUUGGUUUGAAACUGAAAACUUGUCGAAGAAGAAAGAGAAACUAACUAUACAUAUGAUAAAUCUAUAAUAUCUAUAUAUAUACAAUACAAUAGAAUAUAUGUAUAUCUAUAUAUAAUAUUGAACUAAUCGACAGCCGUAAUGAAAUGGCAUUUCUACACCGCAAAAAUGAAAGUGAAGAUCGUUAGACACAGUUUAAUUUCGUUUGCAAAAAUUAUUAUAAAACAUUUAAAAAUCUCGAAUUUACUUUUAGUAACACACUAAACACCUAUACACACAUACAUACACACAUACUUAUUAUAAAAGAUAGAUAUAUCCUAUUAUCAUAUUUAUAAUUUUCCCAUACUACUUGUUUAUGUAAAUAUAUAUAUCUAUUAUGGUUUAAAUGAACAAUACGAAACUAAUCUGACGCCUAAAUAAAAAUGGAAUACAAUUUGAAAUAUUAUCAUUUUCUUAUACAUAAA